Lottia gigantea (owl limpet) is the source of this 1545-nucleotide messenger RNA. RefSeq lists its product as hypothetical. Gene Ontology annotation, molecular function: oxidoreductase activity, acting on paired donors, with incorporation or reduction of molecular oxygen; heme binding; iron ion binding. The record is from RefSeq and is a predicted model, not a curated record. Lineage: Eukaryota; Metazoa; Mollusca; Gastropoda; Lottiidae. The transcript has 9 exons. The coding region runs from base 1 to 1545 and encodes 514 amino acids.
AUGAAGUCUGUUAGAAAGGUUUUAGAACGUGGGUGUCAAUUCAUAACCAAGCAUAGCUACAGUGAGAGUGCUGUUCUUCAAGACGUUCGAGUAACAUCGCGGUUGCCCGCAGUAAGUGAACCAUAUGUGAAGCCGACAACUCGGAAAGAGAGAAGCAUGGGAGAUAUACCUGGUCCUUCAAGUCUACCUCUUAUUGGAGCAUUAUGGCAGUAUUUACCAGGUGGACGGUUUUAUGGAGUGGAUUUUAAUGAAUCUGUAAAGAGUCUUCAGAAGAUGUAUGGAGAUGUAGUCAGAGAAGAUAUAGUUCCUGGGUUUACUGUCAUCAGGCUCUUUAAUCCCGACCACUUUCUAGAUAUCAGACAAGCAGAAGGUGAACUACCAGCUAGAGCCAUGUUUGGGAUGCUCAGACGUUACAAUGAACUUUAUAAUCAGAAUGUUCAGGGAUUGCUGACCAGUCAAGGUAUUGAGUGGCAACAGAUGAGACGUGAAGUUCAGCAGAAGAUAUCCUCACCACAGGCUGUCAGAUCCUUUGUCAAGAGCCAGAUGAGUGUAGCCGAAGAGUUUCUAGACAGAAUGGAUGGCUUAAGAGAUAGAGAUGGAACAGUGAAUGAUUUCUUACCUGAAAUUUACAGAUAUGUUACUGAAGCCAUUGGUGUAGUAUGUUUUGAUGGAAGGUUAGGAGUCUUGAAUGCUAAUGAUAGGGAUGGUCAGAAUUUCAUUAAAGCUGUGAAUACAUCAUUAUCUCUGAUUUACAAAGAACUCUUCACACCUCCCCUUUAUAAACUGGUUACAACUCCUAUGUUUAAACAAUAUUGUGAGAACAUGGAUACAAUACGAGGAUUAUCGGAAAAACAUAUCAACAAUGCUUUAAAACACCCAAUGACUGAUGGAAGAAUGAAUUUAAUACAACAAUUGUCAUAUCAAUCUAAAUUAACAUACAGACAGAUUUUUACAUUUCUGAGUGAACUGUUCUUCGGUGGAGUUGAUACUACUGGCCAUUGUCUGGUAUUCUCCUUACAUGCUCUGUCCAGAUAUCCCGAGGUCCAGGAGAAACUUUAUAAUGAAAUAAAAGACUAUUCUUCUUCUGAUAUUUGCAAUGGUGCACUGGAUUCUUCUUCAUAUCUGAGAGCAUUUUUGAAAGAAUCACUUAGAAUGUUUCCUAUUGCUCCGGGAUUGGGUCGCACUACCAGUAAAGAUACAACUACAGCUGGAUAUCACAUACCAUCUGGGACCAACAUUGUGUUACAUUAUGACAUGGCUGGUAAAGAUGAACGAUUUGUACCCAAUCCUACUGAAUUUAUACCAGAAAGAUGGAUUAGACCAAUCCCGACAUAUAUUUCACCCUAUGUUACUGUUCCAUUUGGGUUUGGACCUCGUUCAUGUCCAGCUAGAAGAACAGCUCUACAGGAAGUUUCUCUGAUUCUAAUUAAGAUUCUACAGAAAUACAAGAUAGAAGCCACCACUGAAGACCUGCCCAUAAAAAUGCAGCUUCUGAACUGUCCGUCUAAACCUGUUUCUUAUACGUUUAUUGAAAGGGAGACAUGA